Molecule: messenger RNA, 2118 nt
Organism: Varanus komodoensis (Komodo dragon)
Lineage: Eukaryota; Metazoa; Chordata; Lepidosauria; Squamata; Varanidae
Gene: KIF22
Product: kinesin family member 22
Exons: 13
Coding region: 245-2098 (617 amino acids)
Biological process (GO): microtubule-based movement; mitotic spindle organization
Molecular function (GO): microtubule motor activity; microtubule binding; ATP binding
Source: RefSeq, a predicted model, not a curated record
GCCCCCUCGCUCUAUUGCGCGUGCGAAAGAUGUCCGGCCUCGCCAUUUCACGUUCCGCGUGCGCAGAUUCUGCACGGGCGUUAAUGCGCACGCUCAGUAGCCAACGGCUGCUUCCUUUUCUUCACCCCAUUGGACUGUUUCCCUCGAGGGGGCGGGCUUAGCGCCAAAUACAAACGAAGUUGGAACUCCUUCCUGCAGUUCUGUGUGCGUGAAGAACCGGCUGGGGGAUUAAAGCGAGGUACUCAUGACGACUCAUCAACGCUUAAGCCGGAUUGAGGCCCGGCGAGCCCCCAGUAAUGCGCCAGGACGAGUACGUGUGUGCGUGAGAUUGCGCCCUGCUGUGGGAACUGCACAGGGUCAGGAUGCUCUGUGUGUACGAGGUGUGGAUUCCCAUUCCCUGGAAAUCUUCAACUGGAGGAACAAGAUGGAGACAAUGAAGUAUCGGUUUGAUGCUUUUUAUGGUGAAACAGCUACUCAACAGGAUGUCUAUAUGGGAUCUGUUCAGCCUGUCUUGCGCCACCUGCUGGAGGGGCAAAAUGCCAGUAUCUUGGCUUAUGGGCCUACUGGAGCAGGCAAGACACACACCAUGUUGGGGAGUCCAGAUCAGCCAGGCGUGAUACCACGAGCUGUCCGGGAUAUCCUGCAAAUGACCAGGGAGGCUUCUGGGAAAGAGUGGAAAUACUCGGUAUCCAUGUCUUAUCUGGAGAUUUACCAAGAGAAGGUUCUGGACCUCCUGCAGCCCUCCCUCCGUGACUUACCUAUCCGAGAGGAUUGCAACCAUCACAUCCUGGUGCCAGGGUUGACACAGAGAGAGAUUGUGAGCUUUGCAGACUUCGAAAGCCAAUUCUUGCCUGCCUGCUCCAAUCGGACUGUGGCAUCCACACAGCUGAAUCAACGCUCCAGCCGCAGCCACGCUGUUCUGCUGGUUCGAGUGACCCAGAAACAGGGCUGGCCACCAUAUGCCAGCUGGACUGCCAAACUUUGCCUCAUUGAUUUAGCUGGCUCGGAGGACAACCGUCGGACAGGCAAUAAAGGCGUGCGCCUGAAGGAGAGCGGGGCCAUUAACACCUCGCUCUUUGUGCUCAGCAAGGUGGUUGAUGCCCUCAACCAGGGGUUGCCUCGGGUACCUUACAGAGACAGCAAACUGACUCGCCUCCUGCAGGAUUCUCUGGGUGGUAGUGCUCACAGUGUGAUCAUCACAAACAUUGCCCCGGAGAAGAAGUACUACUUCGACACUCUCACAAGCCUCAACUUUGCUGCCAAGUCCAAGCAAGUGGUGAACAAGCCCUUCACUCAGGAGACCGUGCCAGGCAACGUGUCCAAAAGACCCUCCACAGACUUGAGUGAUGCUGGCCCAGAAGCCAAGAAACCUUGCCCAGAGGAGGAGCAGUCAAGCAAUACUGAGGAGAAGCCACUGAGUGCCUUGCUGCCUCUGGAGACUCUUGAGCCAAGUGUGGUUGAACGGCUGCUGCGAUUAGAGGCCUUGGAAAAGGAGCAGGCCAGGGCUGGGAAUUGUGCUGUGCCGCUCCUCAACACACCACGCAAGGAGCGCCAGGGCAUGUGGAAGCUGCUGGAUGAGACUCUGCGUGAGCUUAAGAGUCUUAAAGAAAAGCAGCUAGAGUUGGAAGCCAAAACUCUGCAAAAGAAAGAUUGUGUAGUUGCCCCACAUGUGCCAGCCAAACCCCGAAAACAGGCAAUGGUAUUGCCCCUCCAGCAAGUGCAGCUUGCUGAAGAGACUCACGAGGAAGAGGAAGGCAUCAUUGUUAUAAAGCAGAAGAAGGGAGGCCGAAAGAGAAAGACUUCAGCCCCUGACCCUGAAAAUGAGGCUCCCCCAGAGUGGGAGGUGGAGGUCCGUCCCGAUCUGCUGAAUCGCAGUAAGGACAACAUUCUGGCCAUCCUUAACACUGGCUCAGUAAAGGAUCUCAUGGCCCUGCGCCAGAUUGGCAAGAAGAAGGCUCAGCUCAUUCUGGGCUGGAGAGACCUCUACGGGUCAUUUGAAAAGGUAGAAGACAUUGGAAAAGUUCAUGGCAUUUCUGCCAAGCAAGUUUCUUCUUUUCUAAAGGCAAAUAUCUUUGAAUAUCUUAGAAGCCUGCAGUAACUGGAUUGGCUCUGAAAAAC